AUGGCCGCUGCCCGCGCCGCCCUCCGCCUGCAGCGCCAGAGCCUCGCCGCCAACCCCUUUCUCUUCUUCGGCCAUGGCCUCCGCUAUCGCAAGCUCGAGGUCAUCCUCACUAUGACGAUUGAUAAGCUGGGGAAAGCAGGGGAGGUGGUCAAGGUUGCACCUGGCCACUUCCGCAACCACCUUAUGCCCAAGAUGCUCGCUGUCCCAAACCUGGACAAAUUCGCCAUACUCAUCCGAGAGCAGCGCAAUCUCUACCAACGUGAAGAGGAGGUGGUGGUGAAACAAGUCACAAAGGAAGAUGAUGAUGCCCAGCUACAGGAAGAAAUACUGAAGCAGUACCAAACAGCAGCAAAGCGGCUAGAUAAUGCACUCUUGUUUAGUCUGCUACCACUAAAAAGUGGAAAGUUUACUUCACUAUUUGUUCAUGUGGCAAGGCAACUCAACAUCACCAUCCAUCCAGAGAAUCUACACCUGCAGUCACCUUUAGCGUCGCUUGGUGAAUUUGAGUUGCCCCUCCGGUUACCUCUGGACAUACCACGCCCAGAAGGUAAGCUCCAAUGGACUCUGAAGGUUAAGAUCAGGAGAAAAUAA
Miscanthus lutarioriparius is the source of this 591-nucleotide messenger RNA. The record is from the annotation of a GenBank genome assembly. Lineage: Eukaryota; Viridiplantae; Streptophyta; Magnoliopsida; Poales; Poaceae.